CAGGUUUUAGGGAAGCGGACAGAAGCACAAAAGAGGUUUUGUUUUUUAAACUGUUACGUUUUUUGUUGCAAUGAAUCCGUUAGUGGGUUGCUCAUAUCGUGUGAAAUGAUAGACGAUGAAGUUUUUCAUUUUGGUGUUCCUUCAAGUCGUCGGUAAAGCACUGUCUGCAGUGGCACCAGAACCGCCACAGGACAUUUUUAUUAAGAACUGGCUGCUGACUUGGACUCCUCCCACUGAGCAAGAAGAUGUCACCUACACUGUCCAGUACCGCAGCUUUAACACCGCAAAGUGGAUAAAUGUAUCCACCUGCCUGCAUACGCGGCUGACAUCCUGUGACAUCACUGCCACCAAAUCGGCUGCAGAUUAUUUCUGCAUCAUGCUUCGUGUCCAAGCAGAGAGGCAGGGGCUGACCUCAAAAGCAGUUGAAGCCUGUAGCAACCAAGGUGAUUCCUGUUCACCUGAGUUCAGUCUGACUGCACGACCUGGUGCACUCACAGUACAUUUGAGCAGAAAUCACAGUUUGGCACUGGAGCAUGCGGACCACGCACAGCACAGGGUUUACUACGGCAAGGAAGGACAGCAACUGAAGAAACACAUCGAUGCUGCUUCCUCGGUGACCAUCCCAGAGAUGGAGGAGGGACAGCGCUACUGUGUGAAGGUGCAGCAUCUUCUCCACGGAAGGUCCAUUGGCCCACCAAGCUGCAUCCAGUGCGAAAUUAUCCCAGCAUCAAAAAACAAUCAGACCGUGAUAACAGUGGUUGUUGUGGUUGUGGUUGUGGUUCUCUUGAUACCAUCCCUGGCUUUCCUCAUCAUCUUCCAGCAGAAAAGAUUCAAGCAGUGCUUACGGCCUCCGUUCGAGAUGCCAGAGUCUAUUCGUGAGCCACUUCCUCAUAAUUACUGUGUCAUGGCCGCCGGCAGCCCUGAAGAGGAGCGAUAUGACAGGCUCUCCUUCGUUGUCCAAGAGCUUUGAGGUGUCGCUCGGCCGUCCUCCUGCUUCUGCGCGAUACCUCUCUGUGCUCGUCUGAGGUUUGAACCAGUCCAGAUGAUAAUGGAAGGCUUUUAAAAGUCUCUCUCUUUUUUUUCUUUAAAUUUGCUGUUUUGCUCCCUUAAAGUGCACCUAUUAUUUAGACUCCGUGCAGUCACGUGACCUUGAAUGUUGGCGCCACAAUGUUGGUUGGCAAAACAUGUCCUGGAUUCACUCACUGGGCAGCACAGUCUCGUUUGAGGGCGGGCACUAAAGGGGUAAAAUAUGACGUAUAUGAUGUAAUUUCUCUACUUCCGGGGUCUGAAACA
Molecule: messenger RNA, 1293 nt
Organism: Thalassophryne amazonica
Lineage: Eukaryota; Metazoa; Chordata; Actinopteri; Batrachoidiformes; Batrachoididae
Gene: ifngr2
Product: interferon gamma receptor 2
Exons: 7
Coding region: 116-970 (284 amino acids)
Molecular function (GO): protein binding
Source: RefSeq, a predicted model, not a curated record